Messenger RNA from Tigriopus californicus, 1107 nucleotides. RefSeq lists its product as uncharacterized. Lineage: Eukaryota; Metazoa; Arthropoda; Copepoda; Harpacticoida; Harpacticidae. Gene Ontology annotation, biological process: DNA integration; DNA recombination. The transcript is spliced from 5 exons. The record is from RefSeq and is a predicted model, not a curated record. Bases 46 to 1047 code for a protein of 333 amino acids. Gene Ontology annotation, molecular function: DNA binding.
UGGUUGCCCAAGCUUCUCUUCACAAAGAGGAAAUGGCCAAUUUUGAUGGAAUACUUAAAAAAAUGCAGUCAACAUGAGGUGGUUAAAAAGGCCUUUACAUUUGAAGAAGCAGAAAUCAACAAAUUUCUGCGGGAAGGCAAUAACCACAAUGCUUGGAUCCUUGUCCGCAAAGCAAUUGCAGUUGUCGCCAUUUGUGGGGGGCACAGAAUGGCUGAAUUGCGUCGACUCACAUUUGAUGAUGUUUCGCAAGUCUCUAAUGGUUUUGUUGUGCAGUACCAACACUUCAAAAAGAGUGGCCUAAAGCGAAUUCAUUCCAGUUACUUGAUACCCUAUCGAGGGGACAAAAGUGACGAAAUUUGUUACGGAACAAUCCUAAGGACAUACAUUGAGGCCGUGAAUGAAUCGCUUCAGAAAAAACCUCACAAGUCCAAGCCUCUAUUCUUCACCGGAAAAAAUGAGACUAAGAAAGGGUGCGUUUUUUUGAAUUCUCCAGUUGGAAUCAACACGCUGGCUGAUACUGGAAAGAAAAUCGCAAGUUGGCUUGGUCUGCCAAACCCUGACGGUUAUACGGGUCAUUGCUUUAGGCGGACGGCUGCUUCCCUUGCAGCUGAUAAUAAUGCUUCGUGUCUUCAAAUGUCGACUCAUUUUGGUUGGCGAAAUCCCAAAAUUGCUUUGGAAUAUAUUUCAAACGCAAGGCCUCAGAGAAACAAAAUGACGAUACUUAUUUCCGGAUAUAGCUCAUCAAAUGCCAAGACUGACCCUACGCAGGAAAAUGAACAAAAGGCCGUGGGGCAAGAGGACCCAUUGUCUACGGAUCAGAUUGAUGACGAAGAGGUUGGACUCUUUGUGGAAAAUGUCGAUGAUGAUGAGUAUGAACCCUCUACGGAAAAUGUCGAUGAGGAUGAGAAUCCACUCGCUGUGGAACAUGUCAGUGAGGACAAAGAUGCGUCAUCUUUGAAACGGUUGAAUGAUGGAGAGGAUGCUGCUUGUAAACGGUUGUGUAUCGACAAUAUGAACGGUUAUACCUUGAACUUCAAUUUCUUUUAAUUGAUGUUUUUUCUUGGAAACUAAUUUAAAGUCAAUGAAAUAAAGUUUCUGACAGUGGCA